GCUGUGGCGGCUGUAUUAUGUGUAAUUGUGACGACACAGGAAAGCAAGGCUUGUACACGAUUUGAUACUUCGCUGGUACUCUUGUGGCCAGAGAGUUCUGCAGAAAGGAACGUUCUACAUUUGCUUGUCCUGAGCCCACAGCAUCCAAUGAAGUCUACAUGAGCAAAUCAGGUACAGUACUUAUGUCUACAUCCCAUGUCUUGGUGACCUGAUGAUCAUAUGUGGACAAGAAGAUGACAAGUUCAAGACCAAAGCGGUUAAAGGUAAACAAGCUUGGGGACUUAGAACAGCAUCAGUGAGAAGCCUUGGACUGCAUGUGCCAUAGAAAGUUCACAGUGGAGCACAUUAGAUUCUGGAGCCAUGGGAUGUGGGACAUCAGUCAAGACUGAAUAUCAAGGCAAAAAGUCUGAAAAGGCAAUUAAAGCAGCAGUGUUGAUACAGAGAUGGUAUCGUUUCUACAUGGCGAGAUUAGAAAUGAGACGACGCUACACACUUAAUAUUUUCCAGUCUAUUGAGUAUGCGGAAGAACAGGCACAGCUUCAGCUAUCCAACUUUUUCACAUUCAUGAUGGAUCAUUAUGCACAAAUGAAUGAGCAACAAUCAGACCCAGAUUUAAUUUCUGAUAUAAUCAACUCUUCAAAAGGAGGGCAAAAGAAGCUUAGGGCGUAUGAAACAAUUGAAGUUCCUGACUCUUAUGAUGGACCACAACUUUCAUUCCCUUUGUCUGUGUCUGACACAAAUACCCUUCUCAGUGCUUUCAAGCAAGAAAAGCAACUUCAUGCCCGCUAUGUCCUACAGCUCUUUGACGAAAUCAAAAAUUUCCUAAAACAAAUGCCAAACAUUGUUCAUUUGACUACGUCAUACUCUAAACAGAUCACCAUAUGUGGUGACCUCCAUGGAAAAUUGGAUGAUCUGCUGCUAAUAUUCUACAAGAAUGGUCUCCCCUCACCAGAGAAUACUUAUCUUUUUAAUGGAGAUUUUGUAGACAGAGGGAAAAAUUCGAUAGAAAUUCUAAUAAUCCUCUUUGCAUUCCUCCUCGUCUACCCUAAUAACUUCCAUUUGAACAGAGGCAACCACGAGGAUCCGAUCAUGAAUCUGAGGUAUGGCUUCACAAAGGAAGUGCUGCAAAAGUAUAAGAUUCAUGCUAAGAACAUACUACAUCUACUUGAAGACAUCUACAGUCUUCUCCCUCUUGUUACUAUUAUUGACAGUAAGGUUCUUAUUUUACAUGGCGGGAUAGCAGAUACCACAGACCUGGAUUUCCUCACUACUAUUAAAAGAAGCAAGUAUAAAUCAGCUUUGAAGCACCCAAAAUCAGAUCCAGAAAAAAAUGUUCCCAUACAUAAAGGCAAUGAGCUUCCUGCCGAUGACUGCAAAUCUUCCAAACACUCAAACAGAGUCCAGCAUGUCCCUGACAAGUGCCUAUCUCCACAAGUAUUCUCAAGUUCUCAUCUGCACACUGGUGGACUGCCGGCAGAAUUUAGAAAUGGUGCUAUCCUGGAAAUACAUUACAUGGAUCCUGGGGUUCAGUUGCCUAAUAUGACUCCAGAACUAACAGCCGCUGAACAAAAGGAAUGGAAACAGGUUGUGGACAUAUUGUGGAGUGAUCCAAGGAGCCAAAAUGGCUGCUCACCAAACAGCUUUCGAGGUGGAGGUUGUUACUUUGGACCAGAUAUAACGAAAAAAUUACUUGAUCGAUAUGAUUUAAAAAUGCUGAUCAGAUCACAUGAAUGCAAACAGGAAGGUUAUGAGUUAAGCCACAAUGGAAGGGUUAUAACCAUAUUUUCAGCAUCUAACUACUACGAUGAAGGAAGUAACAGAGGAGCAUAUCUCAAGCUGUGCCCUGAUCUAAUUCCACGCUUUGUACAGUAUCAAGUCAGUAAGAGCACACGCAAACUCACACUUCAUCAACGGAUGUGCGCUGUCGAAGAUUCUGCUCUUAGAGCACUACAGGAACAAUUUUUUGCCCAUCACUCUGACCUUAUGAAAGCUUUUAAAGAGCAUGACCCAGAUGGUACAGGUAAAAUCACAGUCAGUGAGUGGGCAUCAGCAAUGGAGGCAGUACUCCAUCUAGAUCUACCUUGGAGGACAUUACGCUCAAGACUUGCACGGCUGGCUCCUGAUGGGAGUGUGGAAUAUCUGUCAUGUUUUGAAGAUCUGCACAUUGAAAAACCCAUAAAAGAAGUUCAACCUAGUUUGGUUGAGACGUUAUACAGAUACAAAGCAGACCUUGAGAUCAUCUUCAACAUAAUUGACAAGGAUCACUCAGGUUUGAUAUCCAUUGAUGAAUUUCGUCAGACCUGGAAGCUUUUCAGCUCGCACCUUCACAUAAGUAUAGAUGAUGCCACUAUAGAUGACUUGGCCCACAGCAUAGAUUCCAACAAGGAUGGCAGCAUUGACUUUAAUGAGUUUUUGGAAGCUUUUCGAGUGGUUCACAAAUUUGAUGGGAAAGAUAGUAACAAAAGAUCAAAGCUGCUACACUAAACAGGAGGAAGAAUUUCACAAUCAAGGCAACUUAGACACUUGACUGUCUCUAAACCUUUAAUUCAAUGGUCUUUCCUGGCAUGAUACGUGUCCUGCCUAAAGCAGAGGCCAGAAAUGCUUAUCAGCUGUGUAUGAAGGAGAAGAGAAAUAUGGACAAUCAUGGAGCAACAUUCAGUGGCUGAACAUCUAGGACCUUCACAAAUGGUACUGAGAUGUAUUCUACAAUGGACUAUGUUGUGGGACUUAUGGAAGAUACAUUAAAUUGCAGGACAUAAUACAGAGACUACAAGCUGUCAUAAAAGUAUG
Messenger RNA from Hyla sarda, 2790 nucleotides. RefSeq names its product protein phosphatase with EF-hand domain 1 (gene PPEF1). Bases 361 to 2484 code for a protein of 707 amino acids. The record is from RefSeq and is a predicted model, not a curated record. NCBI's taxonomy places the organism in Eukaryota, Metazoa, Chordata, Amphibia, Anura, Hylidae. Gene Ontology annotation, cellular component: cytosol; nucleus. The transcript has 19 exons. Gene Ontology annotation, biological process: detection of stimulus involved in sensory perception. Gene Ontology annotation, molecular function: calcium ion binding; manganese ion binding; protein binding.